CCCUCCCUCCCGCCCUCCCUCCUCCCGCUCCGCCCGGAGCGCCCUUCGCCCAACGCCGUUACCGGCGCCGACACAGCCGAGGCCCGAGCGCUGCCGCAGCCUGAGCCGACCCCGCGCUGCCCACCAUGGACACCGGAGUCAUCGAAGGGGGUCUCAAUGUCACGCUCACCAUCCGGCUACUCAUGCACGGCAAGGAGGUGGGAAGCAUCAUUGGGAAGAAAGGGGAGUCCGUGAAGAAGAUGCGUGAGGAGAGCGGAGCUCGCAUCAACAUCUCGGAAGGGAACUGCCCCGAGCGGAUCAUCACCCUGGCGGGACCCACCAACGCCAUCUUCAAAGCUUUUGCGAUGAUCAUUGACAAACUGGAAGAGGACAUCAGCAGCUCCAUGACCAACAGCACAGCUGCCAGCCGGCCCCCGGUCACCCUCCGGCUCGUGGUGCCCGCCAGCCAGUGCGGGUCCCUCAUUGGCAAAGGAGGCUGCAAGAUCAAGGAGAUCCGAGAGAGCACGGGGGCACAGGUCCAGGUGGCAGGGGACAUGCUGCCCAACUCGACUGAGCGAGCCAUCACCAUCGCUGGGAUCCCACAGUCCAUCAUCGAGUGCGUCAAACAGAUCUGCGUCGUCAUGCUUGAGUCUCCCCCGAAGGGUGUCACCAUCCCGUACCGACCCAAGCCAUCCAGCUCUCCCGUCAUCUUUGCAGGCGGCCAGGACAGGUACAGCAGCGGCAGUGCGAGCUACCCCCACACCGCCCCAUCCAUGUGCCUCAACUCUGACUUGGAGGGACCACCUCAGGAGGCCACCCGGCAGCCACUGCAUGGCAACGAACUUGGGCCAAUUCCAGCCUGGGCUGCAGUUCUUCCGGCCUAUACCAUUCAAGGACAGUAUGCCAUUCCACAGCCAGAUCUGACCAAGCUGCACCAGUUGGCAAUGCAACAGUCACACUUUCCAAUGUCUCAUGGCAACACUGGAUUCAGUGGCGUUGACUCCAGCUCUGCAGAGGUGAAAGGCUAUUGGGGUUUGGAUGCCUCUGCCCAAACCACCUCCCAUGAACUCACCAUUCCAAACGAUCUGAUUGGCUGCAUCAUCGGGCGUCAGGGCGCCAAGAUCAACGAGAUCCGCCAGAUGUCCGGGGCUCAGAUCAAGAUUGCCAACCCCGUGGAAGGCUCUACUGACAGGCAGGUGACCAUAACUGGAUCUGCAGCGAGCAUCAGCCUGGCCCAGUAUCUAAUCAAUGUCAGUUUAGAAAGCGCUAAACCCUCCUCCCAGGCAGCCUCCGUCACGAUCCCUGACCACCUCAGCAUCAACCUCUCUCAACCCUCCACCCCUUCUUCUUCUUCCUCCUCCACCACCACCCCCUCGCUCGCCACCGCGGGGGCCUCCGACGCGCCCUCCAGCCUCCCCAACCCUCUUCCGACCGCCCCUUGUGUCUCCAGUCUGCUUGGCAUGAAACCUGUCCCUCUCCUGGCGCUAAAUGUCGUGUCUGCGGCCAAAGGCGCCGCGGCGCCCGCCGUGCCCUGUGUCACUAACAAACUCAAAGCCGAGAAGCAAAGGUUUUCCCCGUACUGAGCCUGCUCCAGGGGGUGGCAGCACCAGGACCCCGGAGAGGAGACUUGGAACAACAGUUUUUUCCUCUUUUUUCUUUUUUUUUUUUUUUUUUUAAUUCUUUUUGGGGUUUUUUUAGUUUUCCUUUGUACCGAGCUCGCGCUGCUGUGGCAGCAGCAGAGCUGUUCUUGCCGGCCGAGAGACUGUGUCCCCUUGUCCUGUGAGCGGUCACAACUCCUUCUCUGCCUGCCUCCAGUUGUUGCUUGUUAUUUUUUAAUUUUUUUUUUUUUUCCAUUUCUCCUCCUUUUCCCAUUUUUUCUUUUUUGAGUAGUUUGGGUGCAGCU
Melospiza melodia melodia is the source of this 1882-nucleotide messenger RNA. RefSeq names its product poly(rC) binding protein 2 (gene PCBP2). NCBI's taxonomy places the organism in Eukaryota, Metazoa, Chordata, Aves, Passeriformes, Passerellidae. The coding region runs from base 126 to 1562 and encodes 478 amino acids. Gene Ontology annotation, biological process: regulation of RNA metabolic process; regulation of gene expression. The record is from RefSeq and is a predicted model, not a curated record. The transcript has 16 exons. Gene Ontology annotation, molecular function: mRNA binding; single-stranded DNA binding. Gene Ontology annotation, cellular component: nucleoplasm; nucleus; cytoplasm.